Messenger RNA from Mercurialis annua (annual mercury), 2601 nucleotides. RefSeq lists its product as uncharacterized. The record is from RefSeq and is a predicted model, not a curated record. The coding region runs from base 1 to 2601 and encodes 866 amino acids. The transcript has 5 exons. NCBI's taxonomy places the organism in Eukaryota, Viridiplantae, Streptophyta, Magnoliopsida, Malpighiales, Euphorbiaceae.
AUGCAGGAUCAAUAUGCAGUGUUGGGUCAGAUUGUUCAGCAGCAGCAACCACAGGAAAGAGAGACCUGCUUGCUUAAGCAAGCAGAGGUAAGGGGCGCACCGCGCGAGAGUGACGGUUCCGGUGCGGCGCGAUCCAUUUCGCGAUUCCGACUCCAAUUUUUCAACGAAUCAAGUAGUAAUCGAGGCUGCACGAACGUGAAGCCUAUCGCUGCACGAACAUGCAGUGCUUCCGACUUGAACAAUAGGGCUUCUUCGGAGGUCCACACACGCGACACUGAAACUCGAAUUCAGACAGUUUCAAAUGAUUUAUCUUUCAAGUGUCUAUCUUUAGAGCAAGCUGAUUUUCUUUCCGCGACUUUUACAGAGGAGGAGAUUUACCUAACACUCUUAGGGUGUGAUGAUAAUAAAGCGCCCGGGCCUGAUGGGUUUAAUUAUUUUUUCUACAAAAAGGCUUGGAAGAUAUUGAAGCAUGAUAUUAUUGAUUUGUAUAUCAGUUUCCAUCAGUCAGGUUAUUUUUCUGCUGGUCUCAACACUGCUUUCCUGGUCCUUAUUCCGAAAAUGAGGGGUGCUUCGGACAUUAAAGACUUCUGCCCUAUUAGUCUGAUUAAUGGGAUUUUCAAGCUUCUUUCUAAGGUUUUGGAAAACAGUUCACAGGAGGAAGAGCAAAUUUUUCUGGUGAAACUGGACUUUAGAAAAGCAUUUGAUUCUAUUUCUUGGGAUUUUAUUCUAAAAAUGCUUGCUAGAUUGAAUUUUGAUAUUACUUGGAUCAAUUGGAUUGCAUCUUUUUUCAAAUCAUCCCAGCUAUCUGUUCUAGUUAAUGGAAGUCCAGGUAAAAAUUUCAGUAUGAAAAGAGGGGUAAGACAAGGCGAUCCUAUCUCCCCUAUGCUUUUUGUUCUAGCGGUUGAAUGCCUCAAGUCUCUAUUUGUGAAAGCUGCUUAUUUGGGUUUGAUUGAUGGUAUUCAUGUGGAUGAUUUUGCGGAGCCUAUUUCUAUUCUGCAAUUUGCAGAUGACACGCUUCUUUUUAUCCUUAAUAACAUGGAGAUGAUAAGAAAUCUUUUGAGAAUUCUUAGAUGUUUCGAGCUUGUUUCUGGCCUGGAAAUAAACUAUCACAAAUCUGCUAUUUUUGGUAUUAAUGUCGAUGAUGAUUCUCUUUCUGAAGCUUCUAGCAUUCUCAAAUGCAAAAUUGAUAAAUUUCCGACUUCUUAUCUUGGGCUUCCUCUUUCUCUGAAGCCAGUUAAGGCCAAGCAAUGGGAUCCUAUUAUUAGUAAUUUUUCAUCUCAAUUGGCGGGAUGGAAAGGAAAUCUUUUAUCUCCAGCAGGUCGUCUGGUUUUGAUCAAGUCAGUCCUUUGCAGUAUUCCGGUAUAUUUUCUUUCAUCUUUUUGCAUCCCUAAUUCGGUGGUUCUAUCUCUGGAGCAAUCAAUGCGUCGAUUUUUAUGGAGUGGUUCGGCUGUUACCACUGGUUUCAGUAAAAUCACUUGGACUGAUGUUUGCAUGUCGUUUGCGGAAGGGGGUUUGAAUAUUACUCCCUUGAAAAUAAGGAAUCAAAGCUUACUUUUGAAGUGGAUUUGGAAGUUAAUUGUUGCGGAUAAACUUUCUCUUUGGUUCAAGGUUAUUUCUUGUAGCUCGGGUUUGAAUUUUUGGUUCGAUAUUGAAGUUUUACAUGCCCGUAGAUUAUCCCAUUUGUGGAAAGGGAUUCAAUCUGUCUGUAUUAAAAAUCAUAUUAUUUGGCACAACGUCAAAUCAGGAAUUCAAAUCAGCAUGGGAACAGGUCUUUCAACUCGUUUUUGGGUUGAUUCAUGGGCUGCUAAUGAACCUCUUAAACUGCUCUAUCCAGGCUUAUUUACUCUUAAUAGAUUUCAGCAGCAGUUUGUGGCAGAUUUAUUUGAUUAUGAGCAGCAGGUCUUCCUCUUCUCUUGGAAGCGUCGGCUUCGUCUGGGUGAGCAGACUCAGCUAAGUUCUUUAGCGUCUUUGAUUGAAGCAAAUUUACCUACUUCCAGACCUGACCAAUUUUAUUGGAAUGGUAAGCUUUUCUCUCCUUCUGCUUUUGUUCGAACUGGGCAGCGUCUUGUGCAGAAUCAUAACUGCAACUUUGGCAGAUUUUGGAAGUACAAAAUUGCCCCUCGCAUCAACUUUUUCAUGUGGCUUUUAAAUCGAGAUAGGAUUUCAUCUAAUGCAAUGCUGGUUCGUCGUGGAGUUCUUACGGCUUCUAAUUCUUCUUGUUUGUUUUGUUCGGAAGAGGAGACGAGCAGUCACAUUAUUCUUCACUGUAGGUUUGCUUGGAAUACUUGGAAUUUAAUCCUGAAAUCAUGUAAUCUCCAAUGGGCAGCUCCGGUUUCGGUUCAUCAUUUUUUUCAUAUGUGGAGUUACUUUGGUAGCAAGCGUUAUCGUUCUCUCUGGCAGACUAUAUGGUUCUUUGGUAUUUGGGAGUUGUGGAAAGCGAGAAAUGCUAGAGUUUUCAGGCAUGAAAUAGUGGACAUCAACUCUUUGGUGUAUUCUAUUAUUUGCAAAGCGGUAAUCUUCUACAAGGAUAACAACGCGGGUUUUGAUUAUUCGGCUAAUGACGUUUUUAGAAAUUUGAAUUUAUUUUGUAACUUCUUGUAG